Molecule: messenger RNA, 5102 nt
Organism: Drosophila hydei
Lineage: Eukaryota; Metazoa; Arthropoda; Insecta; Diptera; Drosophilidae
Gene: Acf
Product: bromodomain adjacent to zinc finger domain protein 1A
Exons: 5
Coding region: 365-4852 (1495 amino acids)
Biological process (GO): chromatin remodeling
Molecular function (GO): protein binding
Source: RefSeq, a predicted model, not a curated record
GUAAAAGUCCGAAGAGGCAUUAGCAUCUCAAACGCCAAGCGAAAUUCGCAAGGCGCGCGUGAAAAUUAUAUGUUUAAGGAAAAUAACUAAAAUUAUAGUCUAAACGCUUACACAUGCGAGUGCAAACAUCAGCAAGAGUGGCACACUGCAGUUAUUAAUUGAAUUCCUAUAGUAACGCGUAGUAUAAUAACGGUUGUAUUUGCCUGCUUGCAAUAAAAUUGGGCGCCUUUUAUUGGCAAGUGUCUGUGCUUCUCCACUCAGACUGUGGCUUAUUCUGUACUACUUCGCGCGCGCUCAUCAAGUUUGGCACACUAUUAGAUAAAAAGUUAAAAAAAUAAACGAGCUCUGAAACAAAUAAGCAAUUAUGCCGAUUUGCAAACGCGACGGAUUCGAUCUCAAUCAAACAGAGGGAAAAAAUGAAACAUUCCACGACAACGACUUGGUUUUCUGCUGUUAUAUUACCAAACGCAUAUUCCGUGAUUACGAAAUUUAUUUCCGACAUGUUAUGGCCAUAAACUCGACGGUAUGGCAGUGCGAAGCCACUGGCAAGGAUGGCCUUACCUACGAGGAGGCGGUCAAGAGCGAACGCAUUGCACGCAAAAAGAUGGAACAGUUCAAACAGAGCUUGCGUGCUCCUGUGCUUCUGGUCAUCGAACAUGCUCGCCAAUCGGCUGUCAAAACUCUCAAUAUGAUGGUGUCCAAGUUUCUGCGUAAACGCUUUUUCCUCAAUGAAGAGGUGACCGUGGUCACCAAGAGGAACACUGUUUACAAAGUGGUGGGCAUUAUGCCAGGCGAGAAGGUGUCGGAGCCGGGGAAUGGUAUAUACGAGGACACCGAGCAACUAGAAUAUCGGUUGCGUGCGCCCAAUGGAGAUGAGAUAUGCGCACCCUUUGAUCAGUUGCGCCGUCAGCGCACCGAGUUCAAUCAAGAAAAUUUAGCCAUGUUCAUCAAAAACAACGUAAUCCGCGUGGAUGGAAUAUUGCGUCCCAAACCUGACACCUACAAACAAUAUGUCACUGAACCGAAUGCCAGCUUUUCCAAAAUAUUUAUUGGCAAAAUGCCGCGCUAUUCGCCGGCGAAAAUCAAACGACCCGAGGCUAAGGAUACCAAAAAACAAUCAACGUUGAACAAGUACAUUGUUAAGGGAGAGGAAUCGACAGUUAAGAGCAAAGUGAACGCAGAAGCCAGGGCGAAAUUGCUGGCCGACGAGAUGGAACGCGUCCGUCUCGAGAAGAUAGCCAAAUGUGCGGAGAUGGAGCAACAGAAGGCGCAGAAAAAGGCCGAGUUGAUGCUGCGUGUUGAGCAAGAAUUUCACGAUCUCACUGCCAAGACAGAUGACCUGGAGCGCAGCGAUCACUCCGUAUUGCCCACGUAUCAUCCCAUCGUUACAUUUUUGCCAGAUCCGCUUCUGGGCGAUGUCUUUAUGCUGCGUGAAUUUAUGCACACCUAUCGCGGACUGCUUUCUGGCGUAGAGGUUUUCCGGCAGAAUCUCAGUUUCUACGAGAUGUCUCGCGCCUUUAGCGCGCGCGAGGUGGCAGGUCCACUCUCAGAUAUACUGCUAGUGCUACUGGGCACCAUAUUUGAUUUGCAAAAGGAGGAGGAGGAGGAGUGCCCGGUGCGGUACUCUGUUGGGCGCAAACCGUUCUCGGGAGAACCCUACAAUAGCAUGUAUGAUGCCUCUCGCACACAUCAUUAUUGUAAGCGACACUUCUCCUUCAAUCUAAGCGAGCUGCCGCUGGACGCGCUCACACUGAGCGAGGUUCUGCGCCUGCACUUGUUGUCCUCCGGUGCAGCUGUUCAGGAUAAGCCCGAAAAGUGGCGAGUUAUGUACCGUAAUGGGUAUUCAUCGAUCGAGGAUCCUGGUCUGCAACUGCGCCUGCAACACACUCACAUUCUGCGCGCCCUCAAAACCCAAUCUGUUGCUCAGCUCGAUUUCGCGGAUAUAUUGCGUGUAAUAAACUGCCUAAUGGCGCAGAUCUUGACCUACUCGGGCACCAUUAACGUCAUUGAGGAACGCAUGGAGCGGACGACCAAGGCGAAAAGUGAAUUGCGCGCCCUGAGCAUAAUAGAGAACAAGCGUCUGGCUGCCCUGGAGAUGGCCAAACGCAAGCUAACCAAUGAGCACCAUCAGCAGUGCCUGUCGGAUGACAUUAAGCAGGAUGCAGAGAAGAAGCAGGCGCUGGGUGAACAGCUAAAUCGACGCAUAGCAGACUUGGUGGCCCAGUCAGAUCGAGAGCAGCGUAAGCAUGACCAACAGGUGCUCAAACUGCAUUCGGAGCUAUUUAAUUUUCUGGUCUAUUUGGGCAUGGAUCGAUGCUAUCGCAAGUACUAUGUAUUGGAGUCCAUGCCGGGCAUUUUUAUAGAGCACAUGCCUGACACCAUGAUGGAUACUUGCUUAGCCCAACCGCCGGUCAACAAGUCGCCCGCCGAGCUGCGCAAGCAGGCGCAGCUGCCAAAGGUCCGCAAAGACUUGCGCAUCUAUCUGGUAAAGCUAUACAGCGAUGAUGAUAAGAAGAAACGCAAACCAAGUAGCAAGCAAUCACUGGAAAACAAAGAGAACCAGGAGAAUCGGCUUAAUGGGCAUGGACAAGGACCAUCGACGGAGAACAUGGAAGUGGGGGGUGGAGAAGAUGAGGUACAGUCACAGCCCACGCAAUUCGAACUGCUCAUGUGUAGUGGCGAUAGCACCAACUGCAUUGUCCAUAGCGAGCAGCAUGCACAGCGAAAGGUCUGGUCGUAUAUAUAUCAGCCGCAAGAGAUUGAUGCAUUGAUCAGGUCCCUGAAUCCUCUUGGUUUGCGGGAGUCGGAACUGCUCGAUGAACUCACCCAGAUGCGCGCGCUAAUCGAACAGCACGUGAAGAACUGUCCGCAGGACAUGCUAAGCUUAGACAGUGACAAGAAACGUAGCAAGUUUAUCAGUGCAAUGCAGGCGGAGACACAGCGAAAGUAUAGCCUGGCGAAUUUCGGACUGCCCGAGGGCACAGAGCUUAACGAGGUCUUGCGCCUGCAUCUUGUGGAUUGUAUACUCCAAUUUGAGUCGGACAUUUACACCGGUGACUUGGGUAAACUGAAAGUCAAGGACAUGGAGAAGUGGCGCCAGCAAUUGCUGCAGGACAACUUCGAUGCCCAGACUAAGCUACAGUGGGGACCUGGUCAAAUUUAUAGUGAUACGGUUGAGGUCGACUCGGACAAUGAAUCGCACGAAGAUUACGAUGAUCACGACGAUGAGAAUAAGGAUGCAUACAGUCAAUAUACAAAGAAGAGAUAUGGCAAGUUCGUUGAUCCGGGGCAAUACAUCGAAAACGAAGACUCAUCCUCUACAGAACCCGAGAUGCAGCAAACUCAGGUUCGCAAUCUGGCCAGUGCCCUGCUACAAGUGGAACAAGCGAUUGGGCGUCGUUUUCUGAAGGAGCCAUUCGGCAUCACCAAGAAACGCCAGGACUCUAAGCUGGAACAGCAAAAGUUCAUUUGCGAGCUCAAGUUGCAUCAAUGGGAAAUAUCGCUGAUGGAGAGCACCAGCUAUGCACAGGUCUUUUUACAUCUAAGCAUUCUUCAUGAUUCCAUACUGUGGAACCAUUCCACAAACAAGUCGCUCUGCAAGGUGUGCCGGCGCCGAACCGAUCCAGAUAAAAUGUUGCUCUGUGACCAGUGCAACGGCGGCACUCACAUGUUCUGCAUGAAGCCAAAGAUGCGCACGGUGCCGGAAGGCAACUGGUAUUGCCACACUUGUGUUAAGAAUCUGGGCUUGACGAAUGCCAGUGAUGACAAACAGCAGGAACAAAAUAAACGCGCUGCUAAAAAGAAGCGCAAAUUCAUUGUGGAUGAAGUGGACGACGAUGUCGAUGAAGGCGUUGCUGAUAAUGAUGAAAACGAUGUCAACGAGGACGAUGAUGACGGCGAUAACUUUGAAGAAGCUGAGCUCAGCGACGAUCCUGACGACAAAAGCGUUUCCUCUUCAACAUCCGUUAAGGCUAAAGGCAAGGCGCCUGUGCGCUCCAGUGGACGUCGCAGUAGCAAGCGAUUAAAAUCGAAAGAAAUAGAAGACGCAAUCGAGGAAGAUGACGAUGAGGCUGAUAACGAAUCGUCAGUGGAAGCGGAUGAAAAUGAAACAGAGGAUGAAAACGAAGAAGAAGAAACCGAGGAGGAGAAGGUUUGCCAGAUCUGCUUCUACGACGGCUGCGAAGUUUGCUGUUCCCGCUGUUCUGAGUGGUAUCAUCUGGAGUGCGUCAAACUAAAGCGUCAGCCUCGGACGGACUUCGUAUGCAAAAAGUGCAAAGGAAAUGAAAAUUCACGUACGCGACGCCGUCUCAGUCAUGCUGAUGGCGAUGCCGACGAUGAUGAAGACCACGAGGAGCCGCAAGCAAAACGUUCCCGAUCCUCACGCAACUCGCUAAGAAUAUCGCUAGACAAGUCUGCAUCUAACAAUAAUAAUAACAACAACAAUACCAGUACCAACAAUAACAAUCGUCGGUCAGGCCGACGGGCCAAUGACAAUCUGCCACUAAAUAGCGCCGCCUUAUACGAUCUGUUGGAGCAGACGAUGAAGCAUCAGGCGGCGUGGCCUUUCCUUCGACCAGUACUGCCCUCCGAAGUACCAGACUACCAUAAGAUAAUUAAGGCUCCCAUGGAUCUGGCAAAAAUCAAGUCCAAACUAAAUAUGGGCGAAUAUCAAUUAAACGAGGAAUUGCUCAACGAUAUUCAGUUGGUGUUCAAAAACUGCGACCGCUAUAAUGUUGAGGGCAAUGAGAUUUACAAUGCUGGCUGCAAAUUGGAGCGUUUUGUUAUAACUCGUUGCAAGGAUCUCUUACUGCCGUUCAGGCCCAGUGACAUGAAUGCUGACGGCAUAUGUUAAGCUGAUUGCUAGGACCCUAAAGGGUCUAACGUGUAAAUGAAUUCAUUAGAUAUAGACUACAGUAGUAACGAUCAAGCCAGCGUACAUUAGACAGUAUUGUUUAGCUUACCAUUAAUCAGUUUAAGAGUUAAAAGAUAAUCAGCAGCCGCAUUAUAAAGCACGCAGUUUACAGUCUGUAAGUGUAUUUAAUGUUUCUUACUUACGUGAUUUGCUUCUGUCUGCAUUUCAGCAUAAUCGUUCGAAUUACAAA